AGCGUUGAGUUUCACCGUGACAGGUUCUGAUUGGUUGUUGAGGUCGAUCUUCGCGCUGUUAGUGAGGAUCUAACUCAUAUCGACGUUGGUUGUUUGUAACGCGAAAGCAAAUCCUUAACUUUCCAGUUCGGCAUUUGUGUCUCAAGGAAGCUUAAACCGACAGCGGCAUCUCGACAUGACGUCAUCGGCUCCGUGCAACGGGAGUCGGAGAGCAUUCAGUCAAAGCGGAAAGAAAGACAAAGUAUUCCAGCCUCCAGAUCUCAGACAAAUCACCAUACUAAAGCAAACCGGCUGGCACAGGAUUCAAGAUGAAAUGAACGGGGUCGAUAAAGAAAAGGAGCGUCUUAGAGAGGCAGCCAAACGCAGGGAGGCCCUGCACCUGCAGUCCAAGGAAAUUGUUAAGCUCUGGCCUGACACUAUUGCUGGUCAAAGGCAAAAAAAGCUGGAGGCUAAGAAGCUCCGAGAGGAGAUGGAGGAGGAAAAGAGGAAAGAAAUGGCUGCAGAGGAAGCCAAAUACAAGGAAGAAGAGCAAAAAGAGGCCCUGGCGAAAGCCAGAACUCAGCUGUAUUAUCAAAAUGACCGGGUGAAAGGACUAAACCGUGCACUCCUGCACACAGAGGUGCUGAAAGAGAGGGAGGCUCAAACAGAGCUCAAGCAAAGGAUGAAAAGUGCCACUGAAGGCAUGGAUAAAAAGUUCCUGGAAAUAAUGACAACCAGAAACAGUGAAGCCCUGAGGAAAGAGCAGGAAAAGGCUGUGCAAAAGAAGCUUGAGAGACAGACAGUAGCAGAAGACUUGAAAAACCAAAUAAAGGCCAACGAGUUUGCGCGGGAGCAACAGAAGCUGGAAAUCAAGAGGGACGCUGAGGAAAUCCAGCAACUUCAGGAGCGUCAUCAGAGGGAGCAAAGAAUGGAGUCCGAGCGGCAAGCCAACCAGAAGAGGAGCCUCAUGAACGCUCACCUGGUCAGUCAGAAAAGACCAGAUUGCACAUUCUUUGCGUCCAGACUUUACGGUCUGUUUAUUUGUACGUUUUGUGUCCCUCAGGAUCAUCUCAAUAGUAGGGCACUAAGAAAAGAGCAAGAGGCGCAAAAGCAGAAGGCUGAAGAGGAGCAGAUGAAACUCUUUCUUUCAGCCAAGGAGCAAAUGACAAAGCUACGGAAGCAAAGAGAGAAAGAGUUAUUUAGUGAAGUUCAGCAGCGAAGAGAGAGGAUUUUGAACAAGCUGACAGCCACGCAGCAGGAGCAGGCCACAAACGAGGAGCAGAGGAUCGCUAAAGCUCUGGCUGAGUGGGACGCAAGACAGGCGCAACUGCAGCUGGAGGAGGAGCGGAAGAAGUCUGAGAUGUUGAAGUCGAUAGCUGCACACAGGGAGCUUUUGAGAAAGGAAAAGGAGCACUUGGAUAAAAUUGCAGAGCAGGAAACCCGAGACGCUCUGCAGGCAAAGAGAGAAGCCGACAAAAUAUAUGCCAAGAAGCAACAACUGAAGGCCGAGAAAAUGAGGGAAGAACAAAGAAAAUUGCACGACUUCAAUGUUGCACAGAUGGCAGAAAGAAGCGCCAGACUUCAGCAGAUGAAAGACGAGGAACGAGAUUUUGAAGCGACGAGCGCAAAGCUCAGCGCCGAAGAAGAACUCAAGUUUCAGCAGUAUUCACAGCACAUCAUCAAGGCAGCAGCAGAGGCCAGGAGAAAUUUGAUUCCACUUUACAAAGCCACGAGAGAAGGAGUGGGAGGCGGGCACGGCCCCGUUUUCAGCGGGGUUCGGCCCAGCUACCUCGUCCAGGACAGCACUGGAGCUCAGAUGCCCAGAUACGUGUCCAUCACCACAGAGAGCAUCAGAAAGCUGAACGAGGCUGGAGACAUUCACGAGGCAAAGAAGAGACUGGGCUUCACCUGGUGAAUUUUGUAAGAUUUUGUCACUAGGGCUGCAACUAUUAUUUUAGUGAUCAACUAUGUUAUUGUAGAAUCAGAUAAAGUGUGUUGAUUUGCAAUUAUCCAUCACAGAUCAAAUAUCAGUACCGCAGGACUCACUUCUUUUAGUGCAUAUUUGCUUCAUUGUAUAGCUGAAGACUGUUUGGUCUCAAACUGAGCUGUUAUCAAACGGAAAACUGAAAAAUUUGAGGUAAAAAGUCCAACUCUGGGAUGUUUAGUCUUGAAUUUAACUAUAGUUUAUAAAUGGACAAAGCGAUUAUAUAGCAUGUUGACCAGGAAACGUCAAGAACCUAAAAUAGCAGGUCAACAUGGAGCAGAUAAGCAGUUUCAUUUCCAUGUGUCAAAGUAUACAAACAUACAGUCUCAGCCAUCUUCAAGUUUAGGUUUUUAUUAUUGUCAUUUUGAUUUGAAGUAAUGUUUUGGACUCUUACAGUAUAUAAAAACAAAGAAACCAAGCUUUAUAAUUUAAUCAGCACCCUCACAUUUUUUUUCCAAGAAAGAAAUUGUACAUUUGUUUUUCAUUCUAAAUAAAGAUGACAGAAUUACAGUAAAGGUUUGGCAGAGUAAAAAAAAAAGAAACAA
This is a messenger RNA of Poeciliopsis prolifica (blackstripe livebearer), 2508 nucleotides long. It is a transcript of the gene cfap210, whose product is annotated as cilia and flagella associated protein 210. Bases 176 to 1894 code for a protein of 572 amino acids. The transcript is spliced from 8 exons. NCBI's taxonomy places the organism in Eukaryota, Metazoa, Chordata, Actinopteri, Cyprinodontiformes, Poeciliidae. The record is from RefSeq and is a predicted model, not a curated record.